AUGAGCUCAUAACUACCGCUGCCGGCCUCCACUACCACCAAGAUUCAAUAGGAGCAGCAGGGCCGUUGAGAACCGAACCCUCUGUUUGCUUUUGAAAUAUCAAGAAGCUCAGCUCGCUGACCACUGCAUCAUCUUUUACAAGCUUUCUUGCUGAAAACAAAGGCGAUUGGUUUCAGCCAGCCACCUCAGCUCAGCUCACGCUCACAAGAUCGGAAUCUUGAAGUUGCCAGUCAAUCAACAAACAUGCCGCCCUUGAUCGAGCUUUGAGACAGCUUCCACCAAUCAACACGGCACAUCUCCGAGGAACACUCGCCGCCAAGACUAAUUCUUGACGCCUUCUCCAUCAUUUGGGACAUUGCUUAUUCUCUCAUCCAACUCUGGGGUCUUUGCUCUUUGUUUCACCGUUUACUCGAGACUUCAUUUUCCGUCUACCUACCGACAUUACCUAGGUGCUUAUACCGAUAAGGACUCACAUUUUCACGCAUAAACGAAAUCAAAGGCCACUGUAACCAACCAGCCUACCUACUUAUUGUGCUCAAACCAACCAUCACAGGCGAACAGCGGCGAACCUCAGCAGUGUACACGCUUGUCUGUAAACAACAUGAAGUUUGGAAGAAAUCUCCCACGCAACCAGGUUCCCGAGUGGUCCUCUGCCUACAUAGACUAUAAAGGUCUCAAGAAGCUCAUCAAAGCCGCUGGUGCCACCUCAAAGAAUGGUGGCCAGGCCGAUCUAGCAGAGUUCUUUUUUGCUCUUGAUCGCAACCUUGAAGAUGUAGACUCGUUCUACAACAAGAAGUUCGCCGAUGCCUGCCGCCGACUGAGGCUUCUCCACGACAGAUAUGGCAGCAGUGUUGAUGCCAUCUCCAACUUGGAUCAGGAUGAAGUGGAGGAGUUGAUGGGCGCCAUGCUGGAGCUACGGAGUAAGCUACGCCAACUGCAGUGGUUCGGCGAGAUCAACAGGCGCGGCUUUGUCAAGAUCACCAAGAAGCUUGACAAGAAGGUGCCUGGUACCGUCACUCAGGAUCGCUACAUUGCCACCAGAGUCGAUCCCUGUCCGUUCGCCAAGGACAACACCAUAGUACGUAUUCUCAACGAUAUCAACAAGUGGCUCUCAGUGUUGGGUGAUGCCCAGAACAUGGAUGACGCCAGGUCCGACAGAUCCGCAAGAUCACUUGGUCGUGCAUCCGUCAAAGCCAUGUUAAACUUUGCACCUGCGCUCCUUGACAAAAUGGAUAGUGCAAUCCGCAGCGACGACGUUGCUGGGCUGAAAGACGGCCUGGAGGAGGGUAAAGUCGACACCUCGGAUUCUGGCUCCCAGAGUCUGUUACUCAACCUUCUGCAGCGCUCAAUUUCAUCGAGAUCGAAGGCCUCAAUUGCAUACAUCCUCAGCCAGGUCAAUUCCUUGGAAGACCCAGAUGAUAUAAACGGACGAAACUGCAUCCACAGGCUCGUGCUGCACAUUGGACGGACAAAGACGACUUCGGCAGGAGAACAGGAGCCUGCCCCGUAUCCUUUCCCACAUUCCUCCAAAUUCGAGACCCAGAUGGGCACUCAUUAUCUGAAUCCGGCGACUUCAACAGGGCAUAUCCCAGCUGCGGGUUCUGAGAGCAAGGAGGAGAAACUCCUUGGCCAUGGAGACGACGCUGUUCAGAUCCUCAAUUAUCUUCUGGAUAGUCUCAGCGAUGACCACCGACCUGGCCUCAGUGCUCGGGAUUCCUUUGGUCGGACGCCCCUCCACUAUGCCGCCCAAUUUGGCAUCGUGGACAUCUUGGAGCUCAUAAUUGCUAGAAUGCAAGAUUGGGGCCAGUUCGACGUCAGCCGUGGAAUUGACGCGCCGGAGUGGGAGGACAAUGAAGGAAACGCCCCCCUUCAUCUCAGCGUCAUUGGCGGACACCCUAGGACUACUAAAGCUCUGCUCAAGGGAGAGAGUUGGCAGGGUCUGAGCGAGAGUGACAAGACGGAACUGCGACGUAAUGUGUCAAAAUCGAGUGCUGUUCUUGCCAUUGCGACCAAGCACAAUCACGCACGGAUCGUGGCUAUGCUAGCCAAUGCAGGCGUUGACAUUAAUUGGCGGGACAAGAGUGGCGAGACAGCGCUUCACAUUGCUGCCAGAUUUGGCCACUAUGAGUGUGCUAGGAUUCUGAUACGCGGUACUGAUGAGCAAAAGGCUGAUCUCGAAGUUGGCGAGAACUUUUUUGCCUGGACCCCCUUGCACAUUGCUGCCGUUGAUGGUCACCUUUCUGUCGCUCAGCUUUUGGUUGACGCAGGCGCGGAUGUUGACAAGCCUGACUCGUCUGGAUGGACCGCCAAGGAGCAUGCAGCGCUUCGUGGCCACAUGCCGAUUGCCAGAUUGCUUGCCGCACACUCAACAGUAGAAGAGACGGCCACUGCGAGCGCAGGCGAAUCUCAACCGAACCAGCCUAGCACCGGUACAUCACCACCAGAAGUUUCGUCUCUGGGUGACCGCCGUUCAACUGCUGCAGUUUCUCGUCCCGCCGAGCCAGUAAGGGCAUAUGGACACCGCUAUCUCAAAGACCAGACCAUGGUUUUGGUCAGCCUGGGGACCAUGGACAUGCGGAAACAUGUCGAUGCCGUAAAGCUCGAUAGGGUGCCGCUGGCAGAGGCGCACACGACCCAGCUGGAUACUGCACUUUCCUUGGUUCUCUCGGCAACCGGAGCGCAAGGCGACUCGACCGUGAUCGACCUUCCCGUGCAUGAGAACAUUUGCACUGAGCCUGUCAUAUUCACCACCACCGACGUCACCAAGGUCAAGCUGCUUUUCGACAUUGUACCUACUUAUUCUGGUAACGAGAAGAACAAGAUUGGACGCGCGGUCGCUCUGCUCUCGAGCAUACGGCCCUCAAUCGGAGCCAAAAGAAUGAGCCUCCAAGGGGAUGUCUGCAUUCCCAUCAUCGAUUCUAAUUUGGAUGUCAUUGGAGCAGUGAAUUUCAACUUCCUUGUUAUUACUCCAUUCUCCCACCCGAACAUGGAGGUGACGUCAAAACAGACGUACUGGAAGAAGAUGUCGUCGACCAUGGUCAUUGGCCACCGUGGUCUUGGAAAGAAUCAGGCAGCAAACAAGUCAUUGCAGCUUGGCGAAAACACGGUGCCAUCCUUCAUCGCAGCCGCUAACCUGGGAGCACAAUAUGUCGAGUUCGACGUGCAGCUGACCAAGGAUCACAUUCCCGUCAUUUAUCAUGACUUUCUUGUCAGCGAAACUGGUAUCGAUGCGCCAGUGCACACUUUGACGUUGGAACAGUUCCUCCACAUCAAUCCGGACUCGAGCCGCAACCAUAGCCCCAAUGGCCGUGACUCCAAUGGCCAACCGAAGAACAGCCAGAUUAAGAAGAUCCGCAGCAACAGCCCUGGACCUCGACAGCGCUCACUUUCAAUGGGCUGGGCAAACACCGACAGUACAGUCUUGGAUGAGCGCAUGAAGCAUACUCGUGACUUCAAAGCAAAGGGUUACAAGGCGAACUCCAGGGGUAAUUUUAUCCAGGCUCCUUUCGCUACUCUUGAGGACCUGUUUCAUAAACUUCCCGAAGACGUCGGCUUCAACAUCGAAAUGAAGUACCCCAUGCUGCACGAGAGUGAGGAGCAUGAGAUGGACACAUAUGCCGUUGAGCUGAAUUCCUUCUGUGACACGGUCCUUGCGAAGGUUUACGACCUUGCCGGCACCCGCAACAUUAUCUUUUCAUCUUUCAACCCUGAUAUCUGCCUAUGCCUUUCUUUCAAGCAGCCCAACUUCCCGAUCCUUUUUCUGUCAGAUGCUGGCGCCGUACCGGUGGGUGACGUGCGUGCCAGCAGUCUGCAAGAGGCAAUUCGAUUUGCGAGUCGAUGGAAUCUUCUCGGAGUUGUUAGCGUCGCUGAGCCGUUUGUGUUAAGCCCGCGACUGGUGAGGGUCGUGAAGCAGAACGGAUUGGUAUGCGUCAGCUAUGGAGUCUGGAACAACGACCCAAAGAUGGUUCAGCGCCAAGUCAAAGAGGGCAUCGAUGCUGUCAUUGUAGACAGCGUCCUAGCCAUCCGCAAAGGACUCACGGCGGGCCAGGAGCAAGAGCAUUCAGAUGCUGCUCAGACUGGCGAGAACGGUGAAAUAGUCGACCUGUCGGCUCAUCCCAUUGAUAGCAACAAUAGCACAAAAUCAGGUGCAGUUGUAGCAUCAACCGCCUAAAAGAUGUCCUUUUUUGGUGGUUAGAGCGCAUGAGUACAUGGCAUUGCACAUGGCAUUGCACAUUGCAUUGACGAGCGGUCAUGUUUAAAACCUUUUUGUAUCAUAAAAUAACACUGUAUGGACGGCCUGGCAAAUUUUGGUACCUGUACAAGACGGCGUUUACGGAUUUUUGCAUUCCUUGAGGAAUUAUUCCUCUUGUCUGGCCAUUUGUUGGAGUCGCUUAUCUGCCCUGCAAUGUCCUACAAUGUCAAAUGACACUAGGGCAUCGAUGAUAUCACAGUUAUAAAAGCAUGAUUUCCUCAGUGUUAACUCUGAAG
Pyricularia oryzae 70-15 is the source of this 4488-nucleotide messenger RNA. Its product is annotated as glycerophosphodiesterase GDE1. Gene Ontology annotation, biological process: glycerophospholipid catabolic process. Bases 602 to 4171 code for a protein of 1189 amino acids. The record is from RefSeq and is a predicted model, not a curated record. The transcript has 5 exons. Gene Ontology annotation, molecular function: protein binding; glycerophosphocholine phosphodiesterase activity. Lineage: Eukaryota; Fungi; Ascomycota; Sordariomycetes; Magnaporthales; Pyriculariaceae.